AUGGCGAAAAGCAGAAUCGCCGAAAAAUCGCAGACGGGGUCCCUCCAGUCGACCCCGGCGGGGGACCAGGCUGCGGGGACGCCGGGCAGCAGAGACCACUUGAAGGAAAAAGCCUGUGCAGAAGCUGGGUCGGCAAGAAUGUCACUUCUUAUAUUGCUGUCCAUUUUCUUAUCUGCGGCUUUUGUUAUGUUUUUGGUAUAUAAAAAUUUUCCACAGCUUAGUGAAGAAGAAAGAGUGAAUAUGAAGGUUCCCAGAGAUAUGGAUGAUGCCAAGGCUCUAGGGAAAGUUUUAUCCAAAUAUAAGGACACGUUUUAUGUAGAAGUACUUGUAGCUUAUUUUGCUACAUAUAUUUUCUUGCAAACAUUUGCUAUUCCAGGUUCUAUAUUUCUCAGUAUACUCUCAGGGUUUCUUUAUCCCUUUCCACUGGCCUUAUUUCUUGUUUGUUUGUGUUCUGGACUUGGUGCCUCAUUCUGCUAUAUGCUCUCCUAUUUAGUCGGGAGACCAGUUGUAUACAAAUAUCUAACAGAGAAAGCAGUAAAAUGGUCACAGCAGGUUGAACGUCACAGAGAACAUCUCAUAAACUACAUUAUAUUUUUGAGAAUAACCCCAUUUCUGCCUAAUUGGUUUAUUAAUAUUACAUCUCCUGUGAUAAAUGUGCCAUUGAAAGUUUUUUUUAUUGGCACUUUUCUAGGUGUUGCGCCUCCCUCUUUUAUAGCCAUUAAGGCAGGAACAACACUGUAUCAGCUUACAACAGCAGGGGAAGCUGUUUCCUGGAACUCAGUAUUUGUCCUAAUGAUUUUGGCUAUUCUUUCUAUACUGCCAGCCAUCUUCCAAAAAAAACUAAAGCAGAAAUUUGAGUGA
Molecule: messenger RNA, 861 nt
Organism: Pipistrellus nathusii (Nathusius's pipistrelle)
Lineage: Eukaryota; Metazoa; Chordata; Mammalia; Chiroptera; Vespertilionidae
Source: the annotation of a GenBank genome assembly